AUGUUUGAUGAACUUCUGAAUGCUAUCAGCGGGCUGUCUCGUCAGCUUACUCUGUUUGCUGACGAUGUGAAUGAGCAAUUCACCGUUGUAAACUCCAGGUUGCUGUCCAUGGAGGAUAGGUUGGCUGCUUUGGAUUCGAAAAACUGUGCGGAAGAGACUAACCCUAAGAAGAGAAGACGGGUGCACAAUCCCAAGAUUGCGCUGCUGGAAGCGAGGCAGAGUGUGCUAGUUGAGGAUGAGGUAGACCUUUGGAAGAGCGCCACCAUAGACCUGAUGUCUGAUGAGGAAGACGGCAUCGUUGACGGGGUCUCUGGAUGGAUUGUGCGACCUCUGUCCUUUCGCAGCCAGGAGCUCACCGAGCUCUGUGCCACGCUGCAGUCGAGAUUAGAGGCAAUUCCGAAGUACAGGGCAACGCACCACAGAAGUCUGCAAAAUGGACCGUAUUCAGACCGUAUGCCGCCAGCUACCUACAGCUCUGAGGCGGCAAACAGACACUUCACGUGUACUAUAUGCCAGAAAAGUUUCAGGAAACGCUCAGAGCUCACUGCCCAUCAGAAGACACAUUCUGGAGACAAACUACAUCAGUGUUCUCAGUGUGGAAAAGCCUUUACUCAUAAAUGUAAUCUCAAGACACAUCAGAUGAUCCAUACUGGAGAGAAGCCAUAUCAGUGUCCUCAGUGUGGAAAAACCUUUAUUCACAUGAAUGCGCUCAAGUUACACCAGAGAAUCCAUACGGGAGAAAAGCCAUAUCAGUGUACUCUGUGUGGAAACGCCUUUACUCAGAAGUCUAAUCUCAAGGCACAUCAGAUGAUCCAUACUGGAGAAAAGCCAUUUCAGUGUCCUCAGUGUGGGAAAACCUUUAUUCACAAGGCUGAUCUCAAGGCACAUCAGAGGAUCCAUACGGGAGAGAAGCCAUUUCAGUGUUCUCAGUGUGGAAAGGCCUUUGCUAAAACAGGUCAUCUCAAAACACAUCUGAGCAGCCAUGCCGGAGAAAAAGCACAUCACUGUUCUGUGUGUGGAAAGGCGUUUAGUCAGUCAAGUCAUCUUAGAAGACACCAAUUUGUUCAUGCUGGGGAAAAGCCCUAUCUGUGCAUUACAUGUGGGAAGAGUUUCAGGACCAGUUCAGAACUCUCCAUCCAUCAAUUAGUACAUUCUGGAGAAAAGCCACAUCAGUGUCCUCAGUGUGGAAAAGGCUUUACUAGCACAUCUACUCUCAGGAGACAUCAGAUGAUCCAUUCUGGAGAUAAACUACAUCAAUGUUCUCAGUGUGGAAAAGUCUUUACUCAGAAAGGUAGUCUCCAGGUACACCAGAGGAUCCAUUAUGGAGAAAAGCCACAUCAGUGUCCUCAUUGUGGAAAAGCCUUUACUCAAAUGUGUAAUCUCAGGGCACAUCAGAGGAUCCAUACUGGAGAAAAACCACAUCAGUGUUCUCAGUGUGGGAAAGCCUUUAUUCACAAGACUGAUCUCAAGGCACAUCAGAGAAUCCAUACAGGAGAAAAGCCACAUCAGUGUACCUUGUGUGGAAAGGCCUUUGCUCAGAAGUCUAAUCUCAAGGCACAUCAGAGGAUCCAUACUGGAGAGAAGCCAUUUCAGUGUCCUCAGUGUGGAAAGGCCUUUACUCUGAAGUCUCAGCUGAAGCUACAUCAGAUGAUCCAUUCAGGAGAAAAGCCACAUCAAUGUUCUCAAUGUGGAAAAGGCUUUACUAGCAAAUCUACUCUCAGAAGACAUCAGAUGACCCAUACAGGUUAA
Messenger RNA from Alosa alosa (allis shad), 1749 nucleotides. RefSeq names its product zinc finger protein 883-like. Bases 1 to 1749 code for a protein of 582 amino acids. Gene Ontology annotation, biological process: regulation of DNA-templated transcription. The transcript is spliced from 4 exons. The record is from RefSeq and is a predicted model, not a curated record. Lineage: Eukaryota; Metazoa; Chordata; Actinopteri; Clupeiformes; Clupeidae. Gene Ontology annotation, molecular function: RNA polymerase II cis-regulatory region sequence-specific DNA binding; DNA-binding transcription factor activity, RNA polymerase II-specific.